Molecule: messenger RNA, 606 nt
Organism: Ceraceosorus guamensis
Lineage: Eukaryota; Fungi; Basidiomycota; Exobasidiomycetes; Ceraceosorales; Ceraceosoraceae
Exons: 3
Coding region: 1-606 (201 amino acids)
Source: RefSeq, a predicted model, not a curated record
AUGGCGCGCUUCAAUCUUCUCGUUGUCGCAGCUCUCUCUGUGCUCGCGCACAAUACAAGUGCUCGGCCGAGGCUGGAGCCAAGAUCAACAGGGCUCCCGCCUUUGGGUCCAGAAGCCACCAAGAUUGUGGCCGACUCGCUCAAGGCUGCUACUGUGCGGUCGGUACAUCUGGAUCAGAUGAGAGCCGAUUACCUCGCUCAGAUCAAUGAUGUCGACAAUGGCAAGAACUCAAAGGCCAGACUGUCCAGCAACGCCGCAGAUUGGAUCCUCAAAGAUCUUGUGAGGGUGGCCGACAGCACCCCCACUCAGCAUUACGAGGUCACACCGGCCGAGCUCGACGCGAUUUACGCUGGAGGCUUUGCCCCAGACUCGUACACGGGCUACUCGCAGGCUUUUCUUGCAAGCGACGUGCACGCAAAAGUGCUCUCAAAAGGGCUCGGCGAUAGUCUCAAAAACCAGACGCAAGACCUCUGGCACGCAUGGCGCAAUGCUUACUUUGCACUGAAUUAUGGUCUAUACUCGCCCGAGGGAGCAAACAAGUGGAAGUCGAGCGUCGACACAAUCACGGAUGCGUUGAGUAGCGUCGUUCGGCUUUACUCCACCUGA